UCUCUCACAUAAACUUUCAUUACAAAAAUUUCAAUUUUCCUCUCAAAAUUUUUACCUUUUGGACGUUCUCGCAACUAAUUCUUGUUGGCGAGGGGAAAUUUUGAAGCUGCAGCAGAAGAAUCCAUCAGAAUUCCGAAGUGUGGUUGUUUUGAUCGGAACAAAUUUCUACUUAGUAGUUGGGACUGGAUUAGAUCUGUUUUUCAUCCUUUCCCUUUUACUCAAGGGAGGAGACUUAACAGAGAGAUGAAACGGUUGAGAGAUGAGGUGUAUAUGAAUAAUCCUCAGUUUAAGCGGCCAUUCGGUUCGCCGUCGUCUCGCGGGGAAUCGCAUGGGCAAUCACAAGCUCCUGGUGGCGGUGGUAAUGCUUCUGUAGCUGGUGGCAGUGGGACCGGCGGUGGUGGAGUUGGAGGAGGAGGAAGAGGUGGUGUUAGUAGUAAUGGUGGUGGGGCUGGGGUUAGUACCAGUGGUGCUGGUGUUGCUGCUGCUAGCACACAAAAACUAACUACGAAUGACGCCUUGAGUUAUCUUAAGCAAGUUAAGGAUAUGUUCCAAGAUCAAAGGGAAAAGUAUGAUAGGUUCCUCGACGUCAUGAAAGAUUUCAAGGCUCAAAGAAUUGAUACUGCUGGCGUCAUUGGGAGGGUGAAGGAAUUGUUUAAAGGACACCCUAAUUUAAUCCUUGGAUUUAAUACAUUCUUGCCUAAGGGCUAUGAAAUUACCCUCACUGAAGAAGAGGAGGCUCCACCAAAAAGGACAGUUGAGUUUGAAGAGGCGAUCAGUUUUGUGAAUAAAAUUAAGAAACGUUUUCAAAAUGAUGAUCAUGUUUAUAAAUCUUUCCUAGACAUCUUGAAUAUGUACCGGAAGGAACACAAGGGGAUAACUGAGGUCUACCAAGAGGUUGCAACGCUUUUUGAUGAUCAUGCCGAUCUUCUCGACGAGUUUACCAGAUUUCUCCCUGAUACUUCAUCUACUGCUCCGGCAUCUCAUGCUUCUUUUGGUAGACAUCCUUUCAAUCGGUAUGAGGAGAGGAGUUCUGCCUUGCCUGCAAUGCGUCAGUCGCACAUAGACAAGCAGCGGCAACGGAGGGACAGGGUUAUUGACCCUAAUGGAGACAGAGAUCUUAGUGUUGAGCGUCCAGAAACAGAUGAUGAUAAAACAGUUAUGAAGUUGCACAAGGAGAAGAAGCACAGUGACAGGGAAAACAGGGACAGGAGAAAUCGUGAUCAGGAUGAUAGAGAUCCUGACAAUGAGAACAAUGGUGAUAUAAGCAUGCAACGACAUUCUGACAAAAGGAAGUCUGCUCGAAAAGUCGAAGACUCUGGUGGGAAUUCGACGUUGGCACCAUAUGAUGAUAAAGAUGCAGUAAAAAGUAUGUACAGCCAUGAAUUCAAUUUCUGUGAAAAGGUCAAAGAGAGGUUGCGCAGUGCAGAUGACUACCAGGCAUUCUUAAAAUGCCUUCACAUUUACAGUACAGAAAUCAUUACUAGAAAGGAAUUACAGAGCUUGGUUGCUGAUUUACUUGGAAAAUAUCCAGAUCUUAUGGAGGGAUUCAAGGAAUUUUUGGAGCGCUGUGAGCGGAUCGGUAAUGGAUUUCUGGCUGGUGUAAUGGGCAAAAAAACAUUAUGGAAUGAAGGAAAUUCCUCAAAAUCUGCAAGGAUAGAAGAAAAGGAGAAAGAACCAAAGCGUGAAGUGGAGGGAGGGAAAGAGAAGGAUAGGUACAAUUUAAAAUACUGGGGAAAGUCCAUUCAGGAGCUCGACCUUUCCGAUUGUCAGCGUUGCACUCCCAGUUAUCGGCUCCUUCCUGAAGACUAUCCAAUAGCCACAGCUAGCCAGAGGUCAGAGCUUGGUGCUCAGGUUCUAAAUGAUCACUGGGUGUCUGUGACAUCUGGUAGUGAGGAUUACUCAUUUAAACACAUGCGAAGAAACCAGUAUGAAGAAAGUCUAUUUAGAUGUGAAGAUGACAGGUUUGAGCUGGACAUGUUAUUGGAGUCUGUCAGUUCAACUGCCAAGCGAGUAGAGGAACUUGUGAACAGUAUGAAUAAUAAUUCAAAUGGUUCUGAUGGUCCUACACGAAUAGAGGACCACCAUUUUACAGCUCUCAAUUUAAGAUGCAUUGAACGCCUAUAUGGUGACCAUGGUCUUGAUGUGACGGACAUUUUGCGUAAAAAUCAAUCUUUGGCUUUGCCUGUUAUCCUCACACGUCUGAAGCAGAAGCAAGAGGAAUGGACUAAAUGUCGAUCUGAUUUCAACAAAGUUUGGGCUGAAAUAUAUUCUAAGAACCACUACAAGUCUCUUGAUCACCGGAGCUUCUAUUUCAAGCAACAAGAUUCUAAGAACUUGAGCACAAAAUCCUUAGUGGCAGAAAUCAAAGAAACCAAGGAGAAACGGCAAAAGGAGGAUGAUGUACUACUUAGUAUUGCUGCUGGGAGCAGGCAUGCUAUCAUUCCAGACAUGGAAUUUAAAUACAUUGAUUCUGAAGUUCAUGAAGACGUCUUUAGGAUUAUCAAAUACUCAUGUGAGGAGGUCUGUUCAACAAAAGACCAGUUGAAUAAAGUGUUGAGGUUCUGGAAAACUUUUCUUGAGCCAAUACUCGGUGUUCAGUCCUGGCUGCGUGACUCGGAAACUGAUGAUGAUCAUGGUGCCACUAAAUGUCAAAUACUGAAAGGAAGCACAACUGGCGUAGUUGAAAGUGAAGGCAGUCCUAAUGGGAAUGCUGUAACCACGAUAUUGAAGCCACCAAAAUCGAACUGCAAUGGUACCUCCAGUAGUUCACCUGAACAAGCAAAUGUCUGCCAGACUGAUUUGAUGAAUGUGGGUGUGUUGCCCAAGGAAGGAGUAACUAUGUCAUCUGGUGAAAGAUUAACAAAUUGUGAGAUCGCUGGUACUUCAGCCCCUGACGUUAACCCUGGACGUAGUGCAAAUUCGUCAAAAGUGAUUAAUGGUCCAAUCGAGGAAGGCAGCGAAGGGAAACCUAAAACAGACAAUAUGUUUUCCUCAGAGGGCGGGGAGACAUUGAGAUUAAAUCAAUCAACGACUGGAGAGUUUGCAGAAGGCUCUAAACUUGCUUCAUAUAACGUUGAUCAUGCGGAUCCUUGUAAAAUCGAAAAAGAAGAGGGCGAAUUGUCUCCUACUGGAGAUUUUGAAGAUAAUUUUGGUGCAUAUCCAGAUGCUAGCUUGCAAACCUUGCCUGAGAAAAAUCAUGGGAAUGUUGGGAUGCAGGGUCAAACAGCUAGUCAUGAUGAGAUAUGUGUAGAUACUGCUGGUGAAAAUGAUGUAGAUGCUGAUGAUGAAGACAGUGAAAAUAUUUCUGAGGCUGCAGAAGAUGUUUCAGGCAGUGAGUCCGCUGCUGAUGGAUGUUCAAGGGAAGAACAUGAGGAAGAGGAUGAUGCAGAGCAUGAUGAUGUUGAUGGUAAAGUUGAGAGUGAAGAUGAGGCUGAAAAUACUAGUGAAGCUCAAUAUCAUGGUGGCGAUGGUGCAACGGUCCCACAGUCUGAACGAUUUUUGCAGACCUGCAAGCCUCUGUCAAAGCAUGUGGCUUCCCCGUCAGUAGGUGAUGAAAAGAAGGAUCGACAUGUUUUCUAUGGCAAUGACACAUUUUAUGUGCUCUUCAGGUUGCAUCAGACACUGUAUGAAAGAAUAUUAUCCGCCAAGGUGAAUUCUGUAUCUCGUGAAUCAAAAUGGAGAACCACAAAGGAAGCUAGUUCUGAUCCUUAUGGGAGUCAUGUUUACUUCAGGUUUAUGAGGGCUUUAUUUAGUUUACUUGACGGAUCUUCUGAUAAUGCCAAAUUUGAAGACGAUUGUCGAUCUUUGAUUGGAAACCAGUCAUAUGUGCUUUUCACACUGGAUAAGUUGAUUUAUAAGUUGGUGAAGCAGCUCCAAACUGUUGCAACUGAUGAGAACGACCUGAAGCUGCUUCAGUUGUAUGAAUAUGAGAAGGCAAGGAAGCCCGAGAAGUAUGUUGAUUCAGUUUAUUAUGAAAACGUCCAUGUUGUUCUGCACGAAGAGAAUAUAUACCGGCUUGAAUUUACAUCUAAUUCUACCCACUUAUCCAUCCAAUUGAUGGAUGAUGGAUGCGAGAAGUCUGAAGUUGUUGCAGUUUCGGUAGAUCCUAACUUUGCAACCUAUCUACAUAAUGAUUAUCUUUCAGUUCAUCAUGGAAAAAAGGAGUCAUCAGCAAUUAUGCUGAAAAGGAAUGUGCGCAAGUAUAGUAAUUUGGAUGAAUCUACAGCUUUCUGCAGGGCAACAGAAAAUGUCUUGAUCAUGAACGGCUUGGAAUGUAAGAUGGCCGCCACCUCAUCAAAGAUCUCAUACGUCCUCGACACAGAGGACUUUUUUAUUCGCCUGGGAAGGAGAAGGGAGAGAAUGAAAGAACUACAAUCGCAGAAAGCCCAGGCAAGGGUAGAACAGUUUCGCCAGUUUCUGACGUCUUCUGUGAGUUAGCAAGUCCCUCUCUGAUGCCUUUAGAUUUUACUCCUGGAAUUUGACAGGUACAUAAUUGCUCGUGCAACUUAUUUAUUUACUUGUCGAUGAAUCAAAUAACAAGGAAGCAUCGAGUUGGUUAGGAUCGAAUAAUCUCUCGAGAUGAAGCGAAAAUGGCGCAAGAGUGCCGUUUCUUUGUACAUAGUGAGGAGGGUUCCCCCCCUAACCUUGAACAUGUUUAUUCGAUUGUGUUGGUUUUGGGCUUUGUUGUACUGAGCUACUUGAAAUGUAAAAGGUGGCAAAUUGGUGGGAUAGGUAGAAAUAGUAUAGCAGAAUUUGAUGUUCAACUAUUCAUUAUCUUUUUUUCUGGAAUACAUAUAUAAAUAUGUGAAUAUAGUUCACUUUCUAUU
Messenger RNA from Salvia splendens (bonfire salvia), 4826 nucleotides. Its product is annotated as paired amphipathic helix protein Sin3-like 2. The coding region runs from base 244 to 4437 and encodes 1397 amino acids. The transcript has 24 exons. The record is from RefSeq and is a predicted model, not a curated record. Gene Ontology annotation, biological process: negative regulation of transcription by RNA polymerase II. NCBI's taxonomy places the organism in Eukaryota, Viridiplantae, Streptophyta, Magnoliopsida, Lamiales, Lamiaceae. Gene Ontology annotation, molecular function: transcription corepressor activity. Gene Ontology annotation, cellular component: histone deacetylase complex; chromatin.